Messenger RNA from Jaculus jaculus (lesser Egyptian jerboa), 1492 nucleotides. It is a transcript of the gene Mrpl9, whose product is annotated as mitochondrial ribosomal protein L9. The coding region runs from base 1 to 828 and encodes 275 amino acids. The transcript is spliced from 7 exons. Gene Ontology annotation, cellular component: mitochondrion; ribosome. Gene Ontology annotation, biological process: translation. Gene Ontology annotation, molecular function: structural constituent of ribosome. Lineage: Eukaryota; Metazoa; Chordata; Mammalia; Rodentia; Dipodidae. The record is from RefSeq and is a predicted model, not a curated record.
AUGCGUCCGCGCCUGUGCCUGGCCGCGCACAUCAUGGCGGGCGCGCUGGUGGCGGCGGGUAGAGCGCUGCUGUGCGCGAGCGCGGCGCGGCCGGCGCAGGCGGGAGUCCGGAGGCCGCUGAUGGAGAGGAGCGUCCCGGGGCUGGAGCGCGACUUCAGCUUGUGUCAGCAGAGGAGCACGGUCGUGGUGGAGCGCUGGUGGAAGGUGCCGCUGGCCGGCGAGGGCCGCAAGCCGCGCCUGCACCGGCGACACCGUGUCUACAAGCUGGUGGAGGACACGAAGCACCGGCCCAAGGACAAGCUGCAGCUCAUCCUCACGCAGUCUGUGGAGGAGCUUGGAGUCCGGGGUGACGUGAUCUCGGUGAAGAAAUCUGUGGGCCGCAAUCGGCUUCUUCCCCAGGGGCUGGCUGUGUAUGCAUCCCCUGAAAACAAGAAGCUGUUUGAGGCUGAGAAAUUGCUGAGACAAGAAGGAAAACUAGAGAGGAUCCAGACAAAAGCCGGAGAGGUGACAGUGAAGUUUCUAAGAAGCUGUCACCUGGAAGUGGGGAUGAAGAACAAUGUCAAAUGGGAGCUAAACCCCGAAAUAGUUGCCCGACAUUUCUUCAAGAAUCUUGGAGUUGUGGUUGCCCCACAUGCAUUGAAGUUACCAGAAGAACCCAUCACACGGUGGGGUGAAUACUGGUGUGACGUGACAGUCAAUGGGCUCGACACCGUGAGAGUUCCUAUGUCUGUAGUGCUCUUCGAGAAGCCAAAGACCAAAAGAUACAAGUACUGGCUAGCCCAGCAAGCCGCCAAGAGCAUGGCCCCCACUGACUCCCAGACCAGCUGAACCUGCCAAGCAGAGACAGAAGAUGGGAGCAAAAAUGGCCCGGCCCCUCUGAUGUCCACCUCAACUCUGACCACUGUCGGUCUUCCAGGACAUAGGGACACGUCUGACUGAAGUGCUUAUGCUUGUUGAGGUCCCACGUCUGCCAUCUCCCUGUGGAUGAAGCACUCGCCAUGCUGAGGAGUCCUGACUUUGCUCCCAGAACCCACAUGGAAAGCCAGAGGCAGGCUGGGCCUCUCAUCCCGCCCACCGACGGCCAGCGGGUGGCAGUGAGCUGACAGGCAGAGGAGUGUUGUGGAAGCUCGUGCUGACUGCAGCAAGGGAGGCGACAGGUGAGGACUGACACAGAAGGCGUCUUCUGGUUUGCAUAUGCGCACUGUGGUGCAUGUACACACACAAAUAAUAAAAAAUCCGUUAAAAAGAAGGACCAGGUGUAGAUGUGACCAGCUGAGCUCAGGGCACUGCAGCGGUCCCGUCUUAGCCAUCUCUUCCAUCGGAGCGCACUGGGACAAGUGGAAAGAGCUGGCCCUUGACUUGUUCUUUUCAUGCAGACUGAGCUUCUGUAUCCUACAGAAAUCGAGCGCUGUGGGACAGGAGGUUGCUGAGGGUGAGAGGCACUUGCUUGCAGAGCCUGUUAGCCCAGGUAUAAACCAGAUGCAAAACAUGG